AUGAGUUUGAAGGCGGUUGCGGCCACGGCUAUUGCCCUGCUAUUAUAUAGUAUUGCACUCGUCAUCUACCGCUUGUACUUCCAUCCAUUGGCGAAAUAUCCGGGUCCUCGUCUGGCAGCCAUAACCCAUUGGUAUGCAGCCUUCUACGCAUGGCGUGGAGACCUGCAUAUCAAUAGCCGCAAGUGGCACGAUCGCUAUGGUGAUAUUGUCCGUUUUGCUCCAAAUGCUCUUACUUUCAACACCGACACCGGAAUGGACGCAAUCUACGGUGUCCGGGCAAAUGUCGUGAAAUCAGAAGGCUACAGCUCACUGAGCGCUAGCAGACAGACCCCUAAUACCCUUACAGCGACUGACAAGAUGACCCACGGGUUCAAGCGUCGUAUUUUGGCCCAGGUCUUCUCUACCGAAGGAAUCAAAGCGAUUGAAGAGCGUUUACUGGUAAACAUUCGCGAUUUUGUGAACUUACUCGGGGCUGAAGGAGAUGAGUUUGGGGUUGUUAAGCCUGGGAUCGACCCCAAACGCACGGAAGGCUGGACGAGCACCAAACAUUUGGCCCCUAUGUGCGACUGGGUGACCUUUGAUGUUAUCAGCGAUCUCUGCUACGGAAAGGAUUUUGAUAUGCUGCACUCAUCUGAUAUGCGAUGGUUUCCCUCAGUGGUGUUGAAGAUUACGCAGCGUAGUAUGACGACACUUGUCCAGUCGAAGUUUUGCAAUCUGAAGAUUGACCGACUAUUCAUGUCUUCUAAAUUCAAAGACAUCGUUAAUGCCGGCGAUCGGAUUGGUGAACGUUCCAAGGCCCGCAUACGCCUCGGAAAUGACAUCGAAAAGAAGGAUUUGUUCUAUCAUAUGAUGAAUACUGCCGAUCCUAAAACCGGACUGCACUUCACUUCCAAAGACCUUUGGGUGGAGUCAAUGCUCCUGAUGACUGCUGGCGCGGAUACCACUGCUACCGCUAUGAGUGGUACAUUUUUCCACCUCGUCCACAAACCCAAUCUCCUAGCCCGCCUAGUGCACGAACUUCGGACUACCUUCAACGAUGAAGAAGAAAUCCACAUGGGACCCAAGCUUGACUGUUGCAAGCUUCUCCAAGCAUGCAUUAACGAGACAAUGCGCCUCGCUCCUUCCGUUGCCACCACUAUCCCACGUACCGUACUGGAAGGGGGUCUCAUGGUUGACCAGGAGUUCAUUCCCGCCGGAACCAUGGUCGGGACAACUACUUAUGCUGUCCACCGAAACCCUAACUAUUUCAAAUCCCCGGACGAGUACUUCCCAGACAGAUGGAUUGUGAAUGCGGAAACGGGAGUAGAUGAAGAAAGCAUCAAGAUUGCUAAGCAGGCCUUUGUGCCUUUCAGCUCUGGCGCUCGGUCCUGCGUUGGGUGGAAGCUUGCAUGGGCUGAGUUGAAUGUGACCAUUGCCCGAACGCUGUUUCGAUAUGACAUGCGCUUGGCGUCUGAUGCUCGUUGCUGUGGUGGGAAACGCCAUGAUUGUGAUUUCAAAUUGAAGGGCUGGGUAACUUCAGCAGUGGAGGGACCUUGGGUUCAGUUCCGAUCUCGCUUCUGA
Molecule: messenger RNA, 1560 nt
Organism: Penicillium soppii
Lineage: Eukaryota; Fungi; Ascomycota; Eurotiomycetes; Eurotiales; Aspergillaceae
Product: cytochrome P450
Exons: 5
Coding region: 1-1560 (519 amino acids)
Molecular function (GO): iron ion binding; monooxygenase activity; heme binding
Source: RefSeq, a predicted model, not a curated record